Prorocentrum cordatum is the source of this 2091-nucleotide messenger RNA. Lineage: Eukaryota; Dinophyceae; Prorocentrales; Prorocentraceae. The record is from the annotation of a GenBank genome assembly.
AUGGCCGAGCAGGGUAUCGACGCGGCUGCUUGGGCCGGGCCGGGCGUGGACUGCUGCGACCGCGGCGGAGGCGCCGAAGCUCGGCUGGCGGCUGCGUGGCAAGUAGGCGUCGGCCCAGACGGACGCGUCCCUCCUAUAGGCGACGCUGCAGCCCCAGCGGACGCGGCUCCGCCGCCACUUGCGGCGCCAGAGGACGGUCCCCCCGUCCUCUGGGUGGCGUCGUCGCUCAAGGGGGGCUCGGCCGAGUUCGGACGGCAAAUCGAACCGACGGACGCCGCCAUUAGGAAGGGCAAGUACGGUUUCGACAGGGGCUCGUUUGGAGAGCGGUUCCCGAUAGAGUACGUGGCGGGCGAGACGGUGGAGUACUGGCGCAAUGAUAAGAUGGCGGCCGCUGGCGGCCUCGAGGACCUGCGGACGUGCUGGAUCGAUGCGGACGAGAGGGGGGCCAGGUUCAAAGAGCGGCGCAAGGUCGUUCAGGAGAGCACGCAGGAAGUGUUCACCGACUCGCGAGUGCAGACGCUAAUCUAUGUCUUGUACUUCGUGGGUACCUGCGACCACUUGAACAUGGGUGCUAUGGCGUCGCUGGAGGUUGUCGCGAGGUGCCUUCUCCAGCACGCGGAAGCAUACGCGCGCGGCGCAGAGCAGGCCAAUUGGGAGGCGGCGAAGCACCUCGCCACGACCUCGAAACAGCUCGACCCGGUGCCAGGCGCCCUCCAGAGCUGUGCGCUGGCCCUGGGGCUGGCGGCGCUGCCUGACUUGCGGCGCGCGGGGCUCACCUCGGGCCGACGUCGCCGCUGGCUCCGCGACGGCGAUGCAGCCUGCGAGAGCAUGAAUUAUUCGCAGAACGGCGACCGUCGUGCUGGCCAGGCGCCACAGGGCAGCGUCGGUCAGCCCGAGAUGGCCGCCGUCCGGGCGGACGUGCAGCAGCGCGUUUUCUCGGCGUCCCGCCGCUGGAUCGACUUUGACUGCGCCGUCGCUGAGCAGGGGGCCCUCGCCGACCGAACAGAAGCGCAGGCGGGCCACGCGCCGCUCGGCAUUGCAGGGGCGGCGCGCGAGUUCGUUUUCCUCCAUGCGCUGUCGGGCGAGGGGCUCGAUCGCGUCGAGGCGGCGGCGCCGCUGGAGGAGGGGCCGCCCGAGAUAUGCGCGCCGCUCGAGGACGAGCAGGCGUCGCCGAUGAGCUCGAAGCCCCCAUCGCGGGCGUCUCCUGGCCGCCGUCGCGCGGGCGGCCGGCCAGUCGCGUCUCGACCGGCAGCCGUCGCUGUCGCGGGGCCCGCGGCCGAGCGACAGGGGGCCGCCCUGCGGCCGGGCGGCCCCGACCGCGGGCCGGGCCACUUCAUGCGCGCGGACAACGCUGGCGCCCCUGGCCCGUCGACGUCGGGCGCGCGCCGGCCCUCGCCGCGGCCCGGGGUCGACCUCCACCGAGAGGGCGGCCGCGCCUUGGGUGGCCACGCCGACGGGCGGGGGCUCGUCGCACCGCCGACGGGCAGGAGGUUCGCGGCCGUGAGGAGGGGUCUCCGACGUCUCUUGAGGCAGCGCAGGGUCACGGGGUGGCAGUUCGAGAUGGCGCUGGGCCACGCGGCACGCAUGGCCCUUGCUCGGUGGGAAGCGCCGUCCAUCCUCCGCGCCGUCUGCGCCUUCGCACGCGCCUUCGAGAGCGCUGGGUUCUCGCUGGACUGCGAGGCGGGCCGCGCGGUGCGAGGCAACAAGUCCCACAUGGCCGGGGCCGCGGCCGCGGGUGCAGGGUCCCUGCUGGGCAACUUCGCAGGGGAGAAGGCCCAGGGCGGCGACAUGGGCCUUGACGAGUACACGGCGGCCGGCCCAUCUUCGCGCAGUGGAGGCACCUCGAGGACGAGGAGCGGUCCUUGCGAUCCUGCAGGGCGUCGCGAGGCGCGGCCAGGUUCCCAGGUUUCUGGGAGUUCCUGGGCGGCGGCGGCGAGGGCGCGAGGGUCGAGGGCGCGGCGUUCUUGUCCUGAGCGCCGCGGCGGCCUGCGGGCAGAGCCGAGUGUCGGCUCCUUCUCCUCCUCGCCCUUCUCUUCCCCUCCUCCUCUGUUUUCUUUGUCUAUCUUGGAGAUUCCCGAUAUCCUGUCUUAG